This is a messenger RNA of Lottia gigantea (owl limpet), 552 nucleotides long. RefSeq lists its product as hypothetical. The record is from RefSeq and is a predicted model, not a curated record. Lineage: Eukaryota; Metazoa; Mollusca; Gastropoda; Lottiidae. The transcript has a single exon. The coding region runs from base 1 to 552 and encodes 183 amino acids.
AUGACUGACGAGUCAACAGAAAGUAUUGGUAGUACAUUGAAACUUGUUUUAAAUCAACUACAAGAAUUAAAAGAAGAUAGAAGUAAUAUUUUACUGGAUUUUGAAACGAAGAUUGAUGAGAAAUUGAAUGCUUUUCAAAAUGAGGUUCAAGGUAAUUCUUUGGCAGUUUAUUCCGAAGUGAAAAAACUUAAAUUAGACACUGAGCAUAAAUGGUCUAAAAUUGGGAACAAAGUUCAAUACACUUUCAAUUCGGAGGUUAGUGAUAGUCUUACACAAACUUUGUGGGCUCUGCAGCACAGCAAAACUGAUUAUGCUAAAGAAUGUUUGAAUGAAACGAUUGAGAAAUUGAAGCAGAGAAAUAAAUUAAUUAAGUUGACUGAUACUUCGGAAGGGGGUUGGGAGACAGUGCGUCAAUAUUCUGCUAAUCCUAUUGCAAGUGAUUCCGACGACGAGUCGAAGAUUAAAAAAGCAGUAUUCAGAGCUUUACAGGUUGUGAAACGCAAAAACCAGAAAAAGCAGAAACUUGCACUUAAUUCUAAAUGUGCCUUUUAG